AUUAUUAGUAUGGUUUUAUACUAUCCUUUGUGCUAAUUCACAGUGUUUCUCCUUCAAAUGUUUUUUUACAAACAGUGAAACAGACAGUGAUCACUACAAAAACUGUGAAGAGUGAACGAAGAUAAGUUAUUUUAUGGAGUAUCUGACCAAAAAAUCCUUUCUACUGAGAGAAAAUCAGUCUUCUUGCAUGUCUCAAAGCUAAGCCUCAGAAAAGGUGGCAGUAACACUGGAGAGUUUUGUGAUGAUACUAAUGCAGGGCACAGGCUAAUCAACAAACAGAAGCAGCUUUUAGACCUAGACUAGAUCCAGACUUGGGAGGGGAUUUCUGAGGAUCUUCUCCUUCCAGAAAAAGUUAAUUGAUAACAGCAUAAUUACAGUGCUAGGUAUAAGAAACCAGGCACAGGCAGCAAGGCACUGUCGUUAUUCAUGCUUGCAGAUCUCUCUGCAGUUCUAACCACUGCUAGCCGUGACGUUGCUAACAAAAUAGAAGUAUAUAUUGCUUCAUGUGUGAAUGUACCAGACAAAGUUAACUGAGAGGGAGAGGAGAUAUUCCUUGUUUUUUCUUAUGCGGAAAAAUAACUCUGAAAAGUAAUGGUGAAUAACACCCUAACUUCUCAGAGCUUAGUUCACAAUAGGGCCCUGUAUAUUAGGUAGCAUUAGGUAACAUAUUGGGGGCACAUCUGCAUAAUAAAGACAAAUGCUACGGCAAAUUACAUCUUGCUACCUGCAAAGCCAUAAUUACAGACUUUGUGGUCUGUAAACAUCGUAUUUAAGCACAACUAAGCACAUUCUAACCUAUUUGCAUCUCCUUAUAGAUAGUACCAAUACAUGUAACUUGUCUGAGACAGUGUAGCAACAGAGUUGGUGCAAUCUACAGGGUCAGUGCAACACUUGCAAUGAAAACUGGACUGCUGUUUUUUGCCAGAUUCCCCAAUAACCCUUAUAGUUUUUAACGAAUAUGCCUUUGACUUACUGAAUUGCACUGACGCUAUCUAUUUUGUGCUCAAAACACGAGUUAGUGAAUUAUAAAAAAUACUCAUUUUCAAGAUGUAGCUGGCUUUUUUAUUCUCAGAUAAAACUAUUAACUCUUGAUGAAAAACUCUCAUCUGCAGAGAUAUAUUCCAAAUAUUUAAAAAUGAGCAACAGCCUGUGCAUAUACAAAGGGAAUACUGCUGGUAUUAGCAGUGAAAUAGCACUGGCUUUGCAUGACUUAUCUGGGAGGGGACAGCUGGCUCUUGCAUGAAAACACGCCUCUGUCACCUUUGCCUAAGCUCUCAUAAAGUUUCCGCAGAGGUAGUGAAAAGUGAGGAGUUAAACUCUGGGCUCUGAACAGACACAAAGGAACUCUCCUGGGCUACAACCAGCAGGAGCUUUUCUAGGACCUCUGGCUGCUUUCAGAUCCAUGCAGUGCUUGGCACAGAGGAGACCCACCAAACACAAAGUAUAAUCCCGUGUCUGUCCAUACAGUGUGGCUAAUAUGCAGCUUUUGGAGUAACCAGAAUCAUUCACUAUCAAUUUUCCAUUGAAAUGACUAGUUCAGUGAACUUGCCUCAUCCCUUUCAUUCUACAAUGUAUUCCUCCUUUCUGAAAUGCUGUAAAAGCAGUAUUCCCAAGAGGCUUGCUAGAAUCAUAAAGAUGAAGAGAGUCUCUGGAUAUUCCUCUGUGGCUGAGCAGCGGAAGCAGGAGGGGAAGGUCUGGGAUGCGAUGAAGAUCAGUGCCUUUGUCCUGGUUAUGGGCCUGCUCAUAUUCACUGCCUUAAUGAACUCUGUUUCUUGGUAUAUACAAAAGAUCUGGGAGACUUCAGGCUAUUUCUGGCAAGCAAAAUGGCUAAAGCUCUACUACUUUUUUGAGGGAAGGGAGUGGGCAAUCUUCCUCUUUGGGGCUGCACUGAUUCCCAGCCUUGUUUUCUGGAGCUUCAAUGGAAUCCUUAUAGUGGCUGAUGUAACAGGAAAACCAACUUUCAUUACUCGAUAUCGCAUUCAGCUAGGCAAGAAUGAUCCUGUGGAUACAAAGAAAUUGAAACAAGUGAUAUACACAGUGCUGUUUAAUCAGUUCUUUGUCACCCUCCCAAUGCUUUUACCCAUGUUCUACAUCAUGAAAUGGAGGGGCAACACCUUCAGCAAGGAACUACCCACCUUCCACUGGUUCUUUGUAGAGUUGAGCAUCUUCACAUUAAUAGAGGAAAUUCUCUUCUAUUAUUCACACAGGCUUGUUCAUCUCCCAUUCCUCUAUAAGCACAUUCACAAGAAGCACCAUGAAUGGACAGCCCCCAUUGGUGUAGUCUCUAUGUAUGCUCACCUGGUAGAACACAUAUUUUCCAACACAUUACCUGUCAUGACUGGCCCGAUGAUCAUGGGGUCUCAUAUUGCUUCAGUCACAGUGUGGUUCUCCUUGGCUCUUUUAACAACAAGCAUUUCGCACUGUGGCUACCACCUGCCCCUCCUACCGUCGCCGGAAUUCCACAACUUCCACCACCUCAAGUUCAACCAGUGCUACGGAGUCCUGGGACUGCUGGAUUAUUUGCAUGGAACAGACACCCUGUUUAGACAAACAAAAGCCUUCAAGAGACACAAAGUCCUCCUCAGCCUUACACCGCUCUCAGAAAGCAUCCCUGAUUCUCCCAAGAAAGCAGAAUGAGACCUACCAGCUUGCAGUUCUUGCACAGCCCGGGGACCAGAAGACCAGAGACAAUUAUUUAUGCCAAAUAGUAUUUUAAUUGGGAAACAGGUUAUUAUUCUUAAGUAAUAAAACCCAAAGCUGAGUUCAAACAUGCUA
Rhea pennata is the source of this 2775-nucleotide messenger RNA. It is a transcript of the gene FAXDC2, whose product is annotated as fatty acid hydroxylase domain containing 2. Lineage: Eukaryota; Metazoa; Chordata; Aves; Rheiformes; Rheidae. Bases 1528 to 2637 code for a protein of 369 amino acids. The record is from RefSeq and is a predicted model, not a curated record. The transcript is spliced from 12 exons. Gene Ontology annotation, cellular component: endoplasmic reticulum membrane. Gene Ontology annotation, molecular function: iron ion binding; C-4 methylsterol oxidase activity. Gene Ontology annotation, biological process: sterol biosynthetic process.